Molecule: messenger RNA, 444 nt
Organism: Acaulospora morrowiae
Lineage: Eukaryota; Fungi; Glomeromycota; Glomeromycetes; Diversisporales; Acaulosporaceae
Source: the annotation of a GenBank genome assembly
AUGGUAGAAUGGCAUCAGCCUAUAUCAAAAUCAAUAACACCCUCAAGUCAGGAUUUACUUAUAUCAGAAUUAUUCCCCGAAUCAUGCUCACCAAGUAUUGACCAUAUCACCUCCACUGAAGAAAAUAGUAUAACUGAGAAUUCUAACCAAAUUAAUAUUCUGAACAAGCAGAUUAAAAAUAGAAAACCAAGAUCUAGGGGCAUAGCUUAUCCCAUGUCUCAAAGAGACACCCCUACAGGUCUGCAAAGCAAUAAAUCUGUACAGAUUUCUGAUUCAUCUAAUAGUGGAGCUAGUAUCAAGGCACAUAUUAUCAAUAAAAGUGAUAUACCCAAUACCUUAACAAAAAAAGCAGAAAAAGAUGAUCUGUAUACUUUAAUUGAGUGUGAUCGUAAAGAAUCAAAAGUAAUCGAACGUGAAUCAGAAAGAAUUUUAGCCAUGAAGUAA